Molecule: messenger RNA, 1662 nt
Organism: Fonsecaea pedrosoi CBS 271.37
Lineage: Eukaryota; Fungi; Ascomycota; Eurotiomycetes; Chaetothyriales; Herpotrichiellaceae
Exons: 1
Coding region: 1-1662 (553 amino acids)
Source: RefSeq, a predicted model, not a curated record
AUGAAGAGACGCAACCCUGAUGCAGCUAUAGACGAACCAACAACAAGCCCCAGAAGGGUAAUCUCCAACUCGGAUCUCACUUUACCAUCCUCCCUGCAACGGUCGAUCUCCCCUCCCCUCGCUAGGACGCCGCGCCUGAGUCGCAAAUCGCACACUUAUCCCGAUUCUACGAAUCUAUUGACUACUAAGGCGGUGACUACAGCAGCCGUUGAGGCCGGUCGACUUGAAAUCCAAGAUCAUGUGUCUUUCUUCUCCUCCAAACUCUUCGCGGCGACACGUCCACCCUGCGCAGGAACACCUCGUCUCUCCCACUCCGACUGGCUAGCUCUGUACCGUCGAAAUCUCAACGACAGAGGGCACCAUUUCGUUGUCCAUCAGCACGACCACCCGAUAGCAGGAACCCAUUAUGAUCUCCGGUUGCAAUGUAAUGCGACGAGCUCAAUCAGCUUCGCUAUCAUGUACGGCCUUCCCGGUGACCCGAACAGUAGUAGAUUGAACCGCAACGCUACCGAGACUCGAGUUCAUAACCUGUGGAACCAUCUGAUCGAGACCGCCUCUCAUGAGACGGGUACGAUGCUGCUCUGGGAUACUGGUGAAUAUGAAGUAUUACCUUAUGAGUCUUCGUCGGGUAAGGCCAGCGCUGCGGACGACACAACAGCCACCGAGGAUUCGGACGCGGACAGCGACAGCGACAGCGACUUGACAUCACGAGAAAACGCAGAGUCGGAGCCAUCGAAACUGCACCGCGCGUUUCAGAAUCGCAAGAUCAAGCUCCGUCUGCACGGCACACGGCUACCGAGGAACUACACUCUGAGCCUGAGACUCACUCACGACAACAACCGGAUUACACAACCCGAGGCACCGGCCUUUAAGCGACGGAAAAGGAACAAUCAGAACUCGACCGCUUCAGCGCGCCGGAGAUUGAGGGCGGAGGAACUUGACACGACAGAUUCAGACCGAGCAAAAUCCCCAGUGGCGGCCGAGAUGACCUCAGGCUCAGAUUCCGACCUCGACCGCCAACACCGCCACCGUGCGGGACGGUCUCCCAUGCUACGUCGAAGUGUGUCCUCCCUCCUACGCACUGCAUCUCCACCACGUCCGAGACUCUCGGAGUCUGUCAUACAAGUACACGAGUCCACACCAACUAGGAUAUCCCGCCAGCCUACGAAAGCAGACCCGGAGCACGACUACGACGAAGACGAAGAAGAAGCCCGGAUCCGCCGCAACAACGCUUACCCCGGCGCAACCAACAGUAUCAACUCGAUCCACCAACGCAGGUGGUUCCUCUCGCUUGACCGCGCUGCGUGUGGCUUCCGCCCCACGAACCAGACCGCAUUUGGGCGGAAGAUAUGGGAGCGACCGCGCUUGUCCCCAUCUUUACCCGAAGCAAAACGACGUCCAUCGUCGACGGCAGUAGUGUCAUCGGCAUCAGAACCAGCGUCAAAGACGAGAACCCGAAGCGACAGGUCCCCGAAUGUAAAGGAAGAAGAACAACAACGACAAAACCACGCAGAGACCCUGGGCGGCUUUCCCUCCUUUCACGUCUUGGGCAGAGAGGUCGAAGUCAGCGUGCUGACGGGACGCACCGCCGCCGAGGUGGCCAACGACGAAGACCUCGUGGGAUAUAAGCCGCGUGAAGGGUGGAGGGGGGUGGUCGAGUAA